Helicoverpa zea (corn earworm) is the source of this 968-nucleotide messenger RNA. Its product is annotated as phosphatidylinositol 4-phosphate 5-kinase 2-like. The record is from RefSeq and is a predicted model, not a curated record. The transcript has 3 exons. The coding region runs from base 243 to 875 and encodes 210 amino acids. NCBI's taxonomy places the organism in Eukaryota, Metazoa, Arthropoda, Insecta, Lepidoptera, Noctuidae.
AGUACCUACCUACCUCUUUAACCAUUCCAUUCAAUAGAGCUACCUAAAUGAGUUGUGUUACCAACUACAUAUUCAGCUCUAUAAAAUAGUUAAAUUCAAGUAAGAUUAACCAGCCUACUGGAUAAACGACUGCAGUUUGUCUUUUGGUAGGCUGGUAACUGGGUUGAGGAGAUCAGAUAGUUGCUCUAUGAGACAUACUAGUACCUACUCGGUUGCAUCUUGAGACUGGUGAUUCAUAAAGUAUGACGGAGUCAACGGCGACUGCUCAGACAAGGAGUCCGGGGACGUUGACAGGAACGGCCACAGAGCCUGGCACGCAGGUGACGCAGGAUUCCAAGAAACCAACCAAGGAGAAAGAGAUCCUGGUGAUACAAGACCAGGGCUUCUUCCAACAUGAUACUGGGGAUACAUACAACGGAUAUUUUGAGGCGAAGAAGAAAGAUCGCACUGUUAAAAUGCAAGGUCCCGGUGUAUACACAACAGCUGAAGGAGAUAGCUACACAGGAAGCUGGGAAGCGGAUAAAUUCGGCGGAGUUGACGAGGUCGUCAUAUCGUUCGCGGACGGAUCAAAAUAUGAAGGAAUCAUUAAAGAUUGGUGUUACACCGGCAAUAGUACGUACACCUAUCCUGAUGGGAGCGUGUUGCAAGGAGAGUUCAUUGAAAAUUGCCCGGUGGGUCAACUGUCAUUGACUGAUCCUAAUGGCCAUACCUGGUUAGGUAACGCAGACCAGGGUUUUGCAUGGUUUGAGCCGGUUAAUCACUACUACGAGUUUCUGGAGACCACUCGCGAUAUGAGCAAGAUGAAGAAACGCCAUAGGAAUGUUCUCCAAGAACCCUCGUCGAUGUCCAAAGGUAUGGUGGAAACGAUCCAGUGAAGGUGUAGGUUUAUGCAGAUACAAUGCAAUUAAGAAACGAUUGUGAAUUUGUAUUUUUUUGUAUGCUUGAAAUACACUCAAAUAUUCCAUCUA